AGCCGCGGCCCCUGCGGCGGGCGCUAGGACCUGCGCGUCUCCCUCCCUUGGCCCCGCCCACCGCGCGGUCACGUGCGGCCCAUCAUGGCGGCCUCCAUGGUGCGAACGCAACGGCUGCUGCGGGGAGCGCUGCGGGGCCUGAGCAGCAGCACCGAGGGCGCCACCGUGAACGUCGUCUUCGUUGACCGGACGGGGCGGGAGGUGCCCGUGCGGGGCCGCGUCGGGGACAACGUCCUGCACGUGGCGCAGCGGAACGGGCUGGAGCUGGAGGGCGCCUGCGAGGCCUCCCUCGCCUGCUCCACGUGUCAUGUCUACGUCAGCGCCCCCCACUUUGACCGGAUCCCUGCCCCCGAUGAGCGGGAAGAGGACCUCCUGGAUCAGGCCCCGCUCCUGCAGGAGAAUUCCCGUCUGGGCUGUCAGAUCCUCCUAUCCCCAGCGCUGGAAGGGGCUCGCUUCGUGCUCCCCCGCCUCACCCGCAACUUCUACGUGGAUGGACACGUCCCUAAACCCCACUGAUAAUGGGGGGGGGGUACCCCAUAACCCCCCCUAUGGAUGGACACCCCCCCCCAGUGGAUGAACUAAGCUGGAUAUGGCCCCAUUGGGAUGCUGGAGAUGGUGACUGUGACGGGGGGGACCAACAGAGCCGUUGGGGGGGGGGUCCCCCCGUGCCCCCCCCCCCUUUCUUUGGGAUCAUGGAUAAUAAAUCCCAUUGGAGCCAUG
Melopsittacus undulatus (budgerigar) is the source of this 720-nucleotide messenger RNA. It is a transcript of the gene FDX2, whose product is annotated as ferredoxin 2. Gene Ontology annotation, biological process: P450-containing electron transport chain; positive regulation of oxidoreductase activity. Bases 85 to 516 code for a protein of 143 amino acids. Gene Ontology annotation, cellular component: mitochondrion. NCBI's taxonomy places the organism in Eukaryota, Metazoa, Chordata, Aves, Psittaciformes, Psittaculidae. Gene Ontology annotation, molecular function: 2 iron, 2 sulfur cluster binding. The transcript has 4 exons. The record is from RefSeq and is a predicted model, not a curated record.